This is a messenger RNA of Musa acuminata subsp. malaccensis (wild Malaysian banana), 2232 nucleotides long. The record is from RefSeq and is a predicted model, not a curated record. Lineage: Eukaryota; Viridiplantae; Streptophyta; Magnoliopsida; Zingiberales; Musaceae.
GCGAAACUAAAACGGGGAGAGACGAGGGGCGGAGAGGCGAGAGGAAGGAGCGGCGCUUUUGGAAAGAGAAGGGUAAAGGAGGCGGCGAGAAGGUUCGACGAAGGAAUGGAGCCGAAGAAGGGCGUGGACGAGUCAUCGUUGGAUGAGCUGUUUCUCUACACCACCGUGUGCAUCGUCGGGUUUCCCGUCGAGGUCCAGGUUAAGGACGGGUCCCUCUACUCCGGCAUCUUGCACACCGCGUGUUUCGAGAAGGAUCAGGGUAUUGUUUUGAAGAAAGCGAGGAAGAUAGGGAAUGGGAAAUGUGACACAAACUUAGCUUUAGGAGACUUUGUAGAUACUCUUGUUAUUCUUUCAUCUGACCUGGUUCAAGUAGCUGUCAAGGAGUUCCUCCCGCCAGCAGAUCAUGUUGCUCAGAACAAUGCAGAGGUGGUGAUUGAAUCUGAUUUACAAACUUGCAAUCGGGAUUCUGGAAGGGUGAGGGAAGGGUCCACAUGUGAACAAAUUUCUGCUUUGAGGUGUUUGGACAAAAGUGAAGAAAGUGAACCUCUUUCAUUAACAAAUGAUGAAGAACAUGUUAUAGUGAAUGAGAUGAUUGAUGUAGGUAAAUUUCCAGACAAGGCUUUAGAUAAUAUGCAUGAAACUGGAGGUGCAAGACAAGAUGAGAUAUCUUUAGAAAAGGUUGAAGAACAUUCUUUUAUACCAGCUAUUUCACUUCAGCAAAGACAGGUCAUAGGGUGCAAACCGGAGGGAGAAAAGCAUUGUGAUCCUGUUGAAGAGAUGGCACAAGAAGUUCACCAUUUGAGUCCCAACUCAAAUGCAAAUGGCUCAAGAUUGAAUAGUUCUGCUGCUAUGCCUGUCCAACUGAUGCUUCUAGAGGGCAAAGAUUCCACUUCAACAAACAUUUCACUAUCAGAUGCUAGAACUUCAGCUUGUACUGCUACUCCUUUGGUUUCACAUAUUACAACCUCUUCAUGCCCUGUUAGAUCAGCCUUAUCUGAUGCAUCAAUUCCUAAAAAGAGCAAAGCUGGAAGUAUUACUGCCAAGGAAUCGAAGCUGAAUCCAAGUGCAAAAAUUUUCACACCAUCAGUGACAAAUUUAAGACCAUUACCUACAGCUGUGCCUAAUAUUGUGAGCCCAAGCCAAAUGUUGAACAAUCUUCCUUUAAUGCCUAUUGCUGCUUCACAAUUAGGAACUGAAAUGAGCUCUCUUGCAAGUCAUGUCACAGUACCAAGUAAAUUGGUCCCAUACAAUAACAUAAUUGCCACGCACACUGGACUGGGAACUCAUUAUACUCGACCUGUUCUGGGGCAUGCUAGCAUUCGACAAUUACCCAUUAGAAUGAAUGGUCAAUAUCAUCCUCUUCAAGCAGGGCAUUUCUAUUCAAAUCCACAUUCCCAAAUGGUAAGUCAUCCGUACUUCUCAUACUUUUUAUUUAAUAUUUUGCAAUUUUUUGUGCAAUUGAUGGUUGGCCAAUUAAGUCAGCCUGCAUAUGUGCAUCCGGUUUCUCAGGAUGUGAUUCAACGAACGCCAGUUAUGCCACAAGGACAACCACACCCUCUAUUGACUCAAGCAAAUGCACCAAAGUUUCAAGGUGCUACAGCCCUGGCUGCGGCUCCACCCGUUGUUGCAGGUGGAAUUCAGACUAUUGUGGCGCCACCCCAUGCUCCAUUCUCACAGCCCUUUGCUGCCAUCCAACAAAUCGUAGUCCCUGGUGGCAAUGGUUAUUUCUACCACUAAAUCCUUGUGAUCUCUUUUCUGGAUCCUGGAAUCUGCAAAUCAAUUUUGAUGAGUUCAUUCAAUUCUUUGCCUAGCAUGGUAAAUAAUGAUGCAGAAUUGAAGAUUGCCCUUUCAACUUGCUAUAGUGGUUUCUGAAGUUAUUUUCCUUAGGAGACCGUCUGUUUUUGUUCCUCUUAUAUCAAAGAAGAAAGCGAGUCAAUCACAUGUUGAAUCUUUCUGGAAGGUUUCUUUUUUUCUUUUUUGAGGAAAAGAGUAUAGUGUAUAUUGGAACAAGCCAUGAUAGAUGAGAGGGAGGAGGAAAUGAUUUUGUUCUACAAGAAGUGGCUUCUAACUGAGACAAGCUACCAAAGGUCACAGUUCUAGUGAUUACCGACUUGACAAAAGUAUUCUUUUUCUUUUUCUUUCCCUCAAAUUAUCUGCAUUUGCUUGGUCAUUUUUUGAACUGGAUGGUAAGAAGUUGUAGCUGGAGAAGAAGAAAAUGUUAAAUUUUAUGCA